Messenger RNA from Misgurnus anguillicaudatus (oriental weatherfish), 1045 nucleotides. NCBI's taxonomy places the organism in Eukaryota, Metazoa, Chordata, Actinopteri, Cypriniformes, Cobitidae. The record is from RefSeq and is a predicted model, not a curated record.
UUAAGUAAUCCAUCAUGCACACCUAUAGUCUGUGGUAUCAUGAUGUCAUGAAUUAACACUUGUUAACACUUGGUAAGAGGAAGUCAGAACCCACAGGAAGGGCUAAAAAUGUUUUAAAGAAAAACUGUAAGUGCAUCAUUAAGAGAACCACUAACAGAAAGACACAAUGGUUGAUAAGGGUCUUUUAUGUCUGCUGCUGGGACUCAUCAUUCUCUGUUCACGUCUCACAGGUUUGACUGGAGGUACUCAUGUGUUCAGUAGUUCAGGUGAAAAUGUCACUCUGGCCUGUAUGAAUGCUCUUUCUGACAGCACCUCAACUACAUGGAUCUACAGCAAACAUUUAUCAGGUACAGUAGGACUGAUUGAGGGAGGAAUAAAGAAGAAAGACAUAGAGAGAGCUGAGAGACUGAGUCUGGGGUCUGACUGCUCUCUGAACAUCUAUAAAACAACAGAAGAUCAUGGACAAUACACCUGCCAACAAUAUGUGAAUGGACAAAGACAUGGAAUUGAUACACAGGUUUUUCUACAUGUUCUUCAUGUCUCUCCAUCAUCUGCACAGACUGAGAUGAGAUCAGGCAGCUCUGUGACUCUCACCUGUCAGUUGUUUACAUAUAAUAACAAUUGUGAUAGUUUGAUCCGUUAUGAGGGAAUUCAGGUGUUCUGGAUGAAUCAGACUGAUGUUAAUCUACAGACAGACUCCAGAUAUCAUAUAUCAUCAUCAGGACAAUGUAACAUCACUCUGACUACAAUACUCCAGAAUGAAGACAACAACACAAAGUGGAGAUGUUUGGUUAAAAAGAAGAAUGAGAUUAAGAUCUCAGUCAGCUAUACUGUCAAGUUCACGGGUCACUCCGUCUUGACCUCACUGGACGCAGGGGAUCCACCACAAGGCACGGCUGCAGACACAGGGAUAAGUGUGAGUCAACCCAGCCGAUCUCCACCCCUAUCAGCGAUCGCUGUGUUGAUCGCUCUCACCGAUAUCAGGCUUGAUUUAGAGUUUUGGGGAAGCCCCGGGAAUUCCGGUGUUUUGCCUCAGUCGUCCUGA